Messenger RNA from Blumeria graminis f. sp. triticale, 4677 nucleotides. NCBI's taxonomy places the organism in Eukaryota, Fungi, Ascomycota, Leotiomycetes, Helotiales, Erysiphaceae. The record is from the annotation of a GenBank genome assembly.
AUGGGGCAAGGAUUCUCUCUCACCACAAUCUCGCCUGGGACCGCAGGUAUUGAUGUUCCAGAGCUCAGAGAUUUGGUAUAUGAGAAAUCCAUGGGAACAGCACAAUUUAUGAAAAGUAUACGUGCGCGCCAUCGAGAUGGAGUAGUACUAGUGAAAGUAAUUGUUAAGCCCUGGAUAAUGACACUGGAACCCUACAAACGCAAAAUCAUAGAAGAGAGAAAAUUGUUGGCCGAUGUUCCAAACGCUCUUGCAUACCAACGAAUUGUUGAAACCGAUACCAACGGAUUUCUAGUACGUCAAUACUUGUACAGCUCACUAUAUGAUCGGCUCAGCACCCGUCCCUUCUUAGAAGAUAUUGAAAAGAAAUGGCUGGCAUUUCAGUUACUUUGUGGUGUCCGGGACUGUCACGCUCGGAAUGUAUUUCAUGGCGACAUUAAAACAGAAAAUGUGUUAGUCACAUCAUGGAACUGGCUUUUUCUAUCAGACUUCUCUUCAUCUUUUAAGCCGUCAGCUCUACCAGAAGACAACCCUGCAGAUUUCUCGUACUUCUUUGACACUGCUGGACGACGAACGUGCUAUCUAGCUCCAGAAAGGUUUCGAGCAGCCGGAGACCCUCUAGACAGAGAAUCGCCAAUCACAUGGGCUAUGGAUAUUUUUAGUGCCGGGUGUGUCAUUGCAGAGCUAUUUCUAGAAGCGCCAAUAUUUAACCUGAGCCAACUAUACAAAUACAAGAGAGGUGACUAUGAGCCCAUCACCUCCCAUUUAAAUCGUAUAUCAGACACCAACGUUCGGCAAAUGAUUGCUUCCAUGAUUCAUCUAGAUCCUUCAUCUAGACAUACAGCAGAAAAACACCUUCAAUUAUGGAAAAAUAAGGUAUUUCCUGAAUACUUCUACAGCUUUUUGCAACAAUAUAUGAGCCUCAUCACCGAUCCAUCUCCAGGUCGUAGAUCUACAUUUGGACCUUCAGCCAAUCUUGGAGAGUGUGACGAAAGAAUAGAACGUAUCUUUUAUGAUUUUGAUAAGAUUUCAUUCUUCCUGGGCUAUGAAAAACAAAAACAAAAGAUAAAUAUAGUUUCUCAAACAACGUCAGGUCUAGAAUUAUUUCCAGUACAUCUGAAUAUUCCGAACAACGAGCACCCCGUUUCUACCAUCCAAAAGCAAAUGACUGAAGAUGGAACUUUAAUAUUUUUAUCUCUUGUUGUGUCUUCAAUUCGCAAUACUGCUCGAGCGACAGCUAAGACUAAAGCAUGCGAUCUUCUUCUCGCGUUUUCAGAGCGGCUGACUGACGAGGCAAAGCUUGACCGUGUCCUCCCAUAUUUGGUAGCUCUGUUAAAUGACAAAGCUGCAGUUGUUAGAGCAGCAGCAAUACGAUCAUUGACCCAGCUGAUGGCCUUAGUUAAGGUUAUAUCUCCCGUAAACGCGCAUGUUUUCCCAGAAUACAUUUUACCUCGUAUGCAGGUAUUUCUUCCUGGUACAACCUCUGAGCCAACUUCAUUUGUCAGGGCAACCUAUGCAGCCUGUCUAGGUAGUUUAUCGCACUCUGCGUCUCGAUUUCUAGACAUGGUAGCAGCUCUACGCGCAGAUGGUUCAUUGCCUACUGUAGAUUUAGAGGUUGACGAUGAUAAUAACAAUGCAUCUGAAUUUCAAGGUAUCUUUGACAACGCAAAAGUUGAGCUUAUAGAAAUUUUCGCUUAUCACACCAAGACUUUAAUGACAGAUAACGAUUCUUCCGUUAAAAGAGCGUUCCUUAAAUCUGUUCCUGAGCUCUGUUUAUUUUUUGGGGCAGCAGACUCGAAUGAUAUUAUCCUAAGUCACCUAAAUACAUACUUGAAUGAUCGAGAUUGGAUGCUUAAAUGUGCAUUUUUUGAGACAAUUGUUGGUGUUGCAAUAUUCUUGGGUGGUAGUAGUCUUGAAGAAUUUAUAUUACCUCUGGUUACCCAAGCUUUAACUGAUCCUGAGGAGUUUGUUGUAAAGAGCGCGCUUCAUUCAUUGGCCAAUAUGGCAGAGCUCGGUCUCUUCCAGCGCUCAAAACUUUGGAAGCUCGUAAAUAUGAUCACUCGAUUUUCCAUGCAUCCAAAUAUAUGGAUUCGAGAGGCUGCAGCAAUGUUUUUGUCCUCAUCAGCUCAACAUCUGUCUAUUGCAGAUAAGCAAUGUAUCUUUUUACCCUUAAUAAGGCCGUAUCUAAAGACAUGGACCCGAGAUUUUACAGAAUUAGGCCUUCUGGACAACUUAAAAAGGCCUCUUUCUCGCUCACUCCUAGACCUUUCGAUCGUAUGGGCAACAAAAUCUGAGAAGGGCAAAUUUUGGAGCCAGAUGCAUCAAAUGCGUACAUUCUAUUUUGAUCCCAACUUGUUUUUUAUUCCUGCAUUAUCCGAGAAAGACUCAACAGAUCAUGCAUUACAGAAAGAGCCCAAAAAUAAAGAAGACGAGCUAUGGAUUUCAAAGCUUCGGAAUAUGGGCCUCUUGGCAGAAGAUGAAUUCAAAUUACUCUGUUUACGAGAAUAUAUCUGGCGUUGCGCUCUAGCAAAACCGAUAGGAGAAUCAAAUAAACCACUCGAUUUUAAUAACAUAUUCAAGCUUCACACUAUCAAUGUCACACCUCAUACGGUUAUGUUCGAUGACGAGCACCACAAAAACGUUGAGCGACAGACACAAAUUACAGAUAGCAUUCAAGAAAACGAUGUCGUUUUGAAUAAGAUUGUUGAUACUCUCCAAGAUAUUUCGGCUCCAACUAAUGAAGUAGUUUCUAACCAAACAUCGGACUUAAAUGGCAAAAAAUAUCGUUGCACUGAACAAAUAGAGAGGACUUCGAGGAAUUCGAGUCCAAUUAUUCGCGAACCGACCUCUUCCCCUGCUAUAUUAUUACCUUCGACAAACGAAAACAUGGAUUCUCAGAGGACAUCUGAUCUUAAUGAAAGCCCCAGCGACAAUGAAACAGGCAUGUUAGGUGGUACAAAGUCAAAAGACAAGCUAACUAAUACCAUUAACCGCGUGAAGAGGCAGCCUAGUGCUAUUAACUUGAUGAGAAGCAAAGACCCUGCAAAAACUUUGGCUGAAACCUGUACAACAUCAACGAAUGUCUUUGGCAAGACAGAUAGUUCAUUCUAUCCAAGCAACCUUGAAUCAUCAAUGUUAGUACCUACAAAGGAAAAUGAUAGAAAAUUGCAAUACCAAGCCCGCUUCAGAGGCGCAUAUAAUUAUACUGGUAAUGAUCCGAAUAUAUUGAAAAUGUUGGAUUCAAUGUAUGUCGAAAAUUAUCGAAAUAAUGCCGCUGAAUUUGGACCGACUAUUGCACCUUCUAGCCGAAGAAGGACACUUAAUAAGAUUUCUACGCUUGAUGCAAAAAAGCCCUGGAAGCCCCAAGGAAUGAUGGUAACGACUUUUUCCGAACAUUCUGGUGCCGUCAAUCAUAUUUCAGUUGCAUCAGAUCACGUUUUUUUCUUAACUGGCGGUGACGACGGAUGUGUAAAAGUGUGGGACACUGGGAGACUCGAGAGAAAUAUAACUCAUCGCUCGCGUCAAACCCACACACAGGGUAUUGGUGCAAAAAUAACUGCAUUAUGCUUUAUCGAGAAUACACAUUCUUUUGCUAGUUGUGCUAGUGAUGGAAGCAUAAAUAUUACUAGAGUUGAUUGUGCUAAUAUUAAUGGAACUAUGAAGUAUAGCAAACUUAAAUUACUUCGAGAGUACCAGCUUCCUAAAGGAGAGAUGGGAGUAUGGUCUUUUCACUUCAUGCUCGAGACCAGCUCGGUACUGAUGAUCGCUACUAACAAAUCUCGUAUUCUUGCAAUCGAUCCACAUCGGAUGAAUGUUAAAUAUGUACUAGAAAACCCAGUUCAUCACGGUACACCAAUGUGCUUUGUUGUUGAUAAAAAGCGUCAGUGGUUGUUGCUCGGUACAUCUCAUGGAAUUCUCGAUCUUUGGGACCUAAGAUUCCGGGUACGCCUUAAGGCAUGGGGUAUCCCAGGCGCAACUGCCAUUUUUCGAAUGACCUUGCAUCCGACACGAGGUAGAGGUAGAUGGGUUUGCGUCGCCGGAGGUAGCAGUCAGGGUGAAGUUACUGUUUGGGAUGUCGAAAAAACUCAAUGUCGUGAAGUUUAUCGAGCAGGCGGUAGCCGAGAGGGGCUUAGGGGCUAUCACCCGUGGCCAGUUGAUGAAGACCAACCUGAAAGUAUGCUCAGUAGAUUUGCCACUGCAAUAGAGCCGAAUAGCUCCAGUACUCCUGACCGGGGUAUGCGAGCUAUGAUUGCGGGACCCGAUAGUCAUGAUGAUAACGGUGAAGCUAAGGUCGGAUUCUUGAUAACUGGAGGUGCAGAUCGAAAGAUAAGAUUCUGGGACGUGCAACGAAUUGACCAAUCUUCCGUAGUGAGCGGCCUUAGUGUGGAUGAAGCAAAGCCUAGCUUCACCGCAGCUCACCCAACAGCAUCUCUAAUCUUAAAUACCGAACGAAUACCCCACCCAAUGGCACCGUCGGCGCCGAAUGCAAGCCCGCGUGCGCCUAGCUCAACCAGAUCUCCUGUAAUUGGGAGACCCUCUAGAUCAACGGUGAUCUCUCUACAACAGCAACAGCUAUUGAGGUCACACCUAGAUUCGAUUCUUGAUAUCGCAUUACUCGAGUCACCGUACAGUAUGAUUGUAUCAGUUGAUAGAUCUGGAGUAUGCUUUGUCUUUCACUGA